AUCCGUUCAUUCGGGCUCGCACGGCUCGCAUCGUCACAGGUCGGGUACGUGCUGCUGCUGCUGCUGUUGUUACUGCUACUGCUGCAUCUGCUCUUCAAAGGGCUUCUUUGUUGAAGCACUUCAUAUAGUUCUGUUCGUCUUGUUGCCUGUUAUUUUUUUUUAUUUUAUUUUAUUUUAUUUUAUUUUAUUUCACCUUUCCUCUUACGUGUACUUCAGCUAACGAGAUUUCUCGAAAGGAUGACAAUCAGCAUGCCGUUUAAAUUUCUUUACUUCUUCUCGCAGUUGGAAGAGUGUACUCAAUUUAAACAAAGUGGACAGUAACGAAUGUACAAUUUCAUUCGAUCGACUUGUGUCCCUUUAAUCGUUUUUCAAAAGGUGGUAUUAAACGGUUUAACAUUUGGAGAAGCAAUUUGAAGCUUGACAAGUGGAUAAUUACGUUUGAAAAAAUAGUAUUAAAAGUCGAUUGGUUGGUGUUUGUUUCAUGUGAAUGCUGAAAUUCAUUUUGAUACGAAUAGACACAAGUGUUAUUGAGAUUAUUAAGUGAUUAACAAUACUUUAGUUUUAAUUAAUUAAUCGAUUAUCUAUGUAAUUUUUUACGUAAUAAGAAUCAUUGAGUGUGUUUCGUUCUUGGAUUUAUUUGAAGAGGUUUAGUUAGUUUAUUUUCCCGCUCAGAGACGGGAGCUGUGCGUUGAAGAGGCAAACGGAGAGGCAACGAUAUACAUUUUGUGUUUUGUGUGUGUGCGUACACGCGCGAGUGUGUUUGUACAUCAGUUUAUUCAGUGUCUUAUCAGUGUACUUCCCUCCCUCCCUCCUUUCCUUUCCUUUCUUUCCUCUUUCUCUUUCUUCCUUCUCUUUUUCUUUCUCUCUCUCUUUUUGUUUCGACGAUGUUUAUAAUUUUUCGAAUAUCAUGCUAUUGAGUUCGUAUGUUCGUGAAAUGAAUUAUUUGAAAAAAUUCUGUAUAAAGGAAAUUUGUAUCCGGUUAAUAAAUAUAUCUCCGGUUAGAGCUUUGAACGAAAUGUAAUUUUUUAGCUACAAGAUGCAUGCGCUAAAAUGAUCGGUAUGCGUUGAUUCUUGUUAUUGAUAAUAACGUUGAUAACGAGUUGACAAGAUCUCAUGAUAACCUAUGAAACUCACGAGAUGAACUCGCGGUUUAUUUUAUUAUCCCAAAUAUAGGAAAUCGUUAAAUUAUAUUUAUGUUAAAGUCGUUCGCGGUUCUAUCGGUGUAGCGUGUAUUCCGUGUGUGUGCGUGAUCGGUGUAACGGGGACACGUGGCCAGUAUGACUCUCAAAGGUCACAUUAUCGUUAGCGAUAUUUAGACCGUUGGAUCUAAUGGGCCGACGUUUAACAGGCUAUAGUCAGCUAACGUGCGUUCAUUUAAUAUACACACUGUGUACGUAUACGUUUGCUACAUAACACAGUGUCAGGUUACUACAGCAUUCAUCCCCUUCGCCCUCAUCGUUGCAAAGUUCGUCGUUGAUCAUUCUCGCACACGGCACCACCCUCCAUUCGCUGCUCAUUCGUUUCUGUCUCCAUCGGUCUUCCGUGGAAGUGCCGUGAAAUACGAAGAAGCAUGAAUUUGAACAGGAUGUUCUCUUUUCUGGGGCUAACUAAUUUGCAUCUCACCAUUGAUGAUUACAACGUGUUAGUGGAUUUAAGAGAACGAUUGCCAGACGAAUAUUUUGGAUUAAAAUUAAAGGGCUUUCUCACGGAGACAGUGUACGUAUGUGUAGUGCCAGAUGCUAGUUAAGUGAUAUUUGUGUUGAGAGAUAGAGAGGAAUAUAUAUAUAUAUAUAUAUUCAAUAUAUAUAGAACAACGUGUGUAUAUUGUAUCAGUGUGUCGAGAACAGUUGGAUUGUCCUCGUAAUUUCCGUCUCCCUGGUCAACCCUAAUCUGGUUGCAUCGUUAUUUGCUAAAGGGGGAAUGAAGGACAGUACGUAGGGACUGGUCCUUCUCGUUUUGGAGAUGUGCCGCUAUAUACAGCACACUACCACCCUCGCCCUCCCCCUCGUACUUUUGGCGAUUCAUGCGAUCACCGUUGUACGAGCUGGCGAACAAGAGAGGGAAGUUUGGUAUGAAGGAGCUAAGCGAGCGAUCGAGGCACGAAUUCGUGCGGCUACGAACUCAAACGGUGCAGGACCAGGAACAGGGGGAGGUGGAGGUGGAGGAGGAGGAGGAGGUGGUGGUGGAAAUACAGCACCGAGUGCCGUAGCGCGUGGGGUCGUCCUUUUUGUUGGCGACGGCAUGGGCAUGAGCACCCUCACAGCUGCGAGAAUACUUUCGGGUCAACGUCAUGGAAAUACUGGGGAGGAAGCUCAGCUCGCAUGGGACAGCUUCCCAGCCGUGGCCCUUUCUAGGACAUACAACAUGGAUGCUCAAGUAGGCGAGUCAUCGGCGUGCGCGACAGCUUUGCUUUGCGGAGUUAAAGCAAAUUACGAAACAGUUGGUUUGGAUUCUUCAGCUCGCUUUGAAAAUUGUUACUCGAGUUUCGACGCGCACGUGCCAUCGCUCAUAAAUUGGGCACAGGGCCAAGGUAAAUCUACGGGAUUGGUUACGACCACAAGAGUCACGCACGCAACACCAGCGGCCCUUUACGCUCAUGCGGCGAGCCGUUAUUGGGAAGACGAUGGCAAAGUUCCAUCUGCUUCUCGUCCUUCCUGCAAGGAUAUCGCUAGGCAACUUCUCGAAGAUGAGCCUGGUCGUAAUAUUAACGUAAUUCUUGGUGGUGGAAGGCGUCAUUUUGUUCCUAAAGUGACAUUGGAUCCGGAAGAACCGGACAAAGAAGGCAGAAGAUUAGAUGGAAGAAAUCUUAUCGAGGAAUGGUCUCGUAACAAUCGCAUACGAAAAGUUUCCUCUAGAUACGUAUCCAAUAAAGAACAGUUCGACAGUGUUGAUCCACGACAAGUUAAUUACUUGUUAGGUUUGUUCAAACAUUUCUAUACCUUUAAUAAAAAAAAUAAAAAAAAACCUCUCAAAAAUCCCCAAAAAUAUACGAAUGACGAUAUAAAAUAGAAUAGUAAAAAGAAACAAAAAAACAAAGGGUUUACAAUUUAUGUUUCAGGUGGUAGAAUAGAUCAUGCCCACCAUUACAAUAACGCUUAUCGAGCACUAGAUGAAACUUUAGCUUUGGAAAAAGCAGUUCGAGCUGUCAUGAAGGAAGUUGACCUUACGGAAACUCUGAUCGUCGUGACGGCUGAUCAUUCUCACGUUUUAACCCUUGGUGGCUUGGCAACCCAUCGUGGCAAUCCCAUAUUGGGUUCUGACAGCAAGGUGUCGGAUGUUGAUGGACAACCCUACACGACGCUGCUUUACAGCAAUGGUCCCGGAUACACGCAACCACGAAAUAUUCUACGUGAUGCCGGCAAGGAUUCUAUACAGACAGCAGGCGUUCCACGUGCUUGGGCGACACAUGGUGGCGAAGACGUGCCAGUAUUUGCGAUUGGUCCACUUGCGAGUAUCCUCUUCUCAGGCAGCAUUGACCAAAGUUACAUACCACACGCGAUCUCGUACGCUGCCUGCUUAGCCCAUCAAGCAAGUCGUUGCACUCGAGACGAUAGUAGUAGCAGCAGCAUCGGUAGCAACGACACGAUGAACGCACCGAUAAGCUGUCCUUCGGCGGAACCGAACAGUGCAGCGAUAUCGAGCGACGUGAUGAACGAUCAGGCACGAAAUCCUAGCACGAAAUCCGUUGCUUCCCGACCACCUAGCAAACCCCGACAACCCCUCGACGAUCUUCUCUUUGCUCUCCUCUUACCCUGCCUCGUUGUGAACCUCCAACGAGUUUUCCACCUACCCCUUUCUAUCGACUAACCUGCUUGCUACUGGUUGGUAUUCGCUUUACUCACCACCCUUCUAUCACCACCACCACCACCACCAACACAACCACCAUCACUCUAUCAUCCUACUUGCCUGCCUGCCCGCCUGCCUGCCUGCCUACCUGCCUACUUGCCUGUUGGCUCUCUUUCAACCCUAACAGGCUUUCAUGUCCCAUCGGACGAACAAGAGCAGCCUCGAUCUAGCCUGCGUAUAAUCUCCUUUGAUCGUGCCCAUUCCAAGAGACACUACCUACUGACCACAAGAGCGUGACUCUUCAAGGGGUGAAAGCCUGAUAGAAAGGAGAAAACUUGAUAAAUAGCGAAUCGAGUUCAUCGAACCUAAUAUCUCUCCGCUUCUUUCUUACAUUACGAUAUUCAUUUUCUUCGGCUGGAAAUAUAUGGCUCGAUCAUGGGGAAAACGAUGACGCUGAUGUAUUGUACAUUUCAAGGUUUUCGUUAGGGAAAUUCUAUUUAUAAUAGAGUUCAUUUUCUCUCAUCGUGUCGAGAUGAGAUAAUGUUGUGUAUAAUAUUAAUAAUAUUAAUAAUAUUAAUAAUAAUAAUAAUAAUAGGAAGGUAAGGACAUGAGUUGGACUUGUUGCGAAUGUUUGCUUGUUAUUAAAAAAAAAAAAAGGAAUGUAAUUGAGAAUAAUUUGUGUAUUGCGUUCAGCUCUGGAUAGAAUUUCAUAGAUCGAGCUUUCAUCUGAAAAGUAUUAUUAACCCUUAAAUACGUGUGGUAGCAAAAUAUUAUUAUAUAUUAAUAUUUAAUAUAUAAAUUAACGUGCAA
Polistes dominula (European paper wasp) is the source of this 4596-nucleotide messenger RNA. RefSeq names its product alkaline phosphatase. Gene Ontology annotation, molecular function: alkaline phosphatase activity. Gene Ontology annotation, biological process: dephosphorylation. The record is from RefSeq and is a predicted model, not a curated record. NCBI's taxonomy places the organism in Eukaryota, Metazoa, Arthropoda, Insecta, Hymenoptera, Vespidae.